AUGGAAAAUAACAGGAAUGUGACUGAAUUCAUUUUAAUAGGUCUUACACAGAACCCAAAGAUGCAGAAAGCAAUAUUUGUGGUGUUUUUAAUUUUAUAUAUAGUAACACUCUCAGGAAAUCUAUUUAUUGUUGUUACUAUUACUAGCAGCCAGUCUCUGAGCUCCCCCAUGUACUUCUUCUUGUCACAACUUUCUUUGAUCGACACAAUUUAUUCUUCCUCUUCUGCUCCUAAGUUGAUUGUGGACUCCAUUCAUGAGAAGAAAAUUAUUUCCUUUAAUGGGUGUAUGGCUCAAGUCUAUGCAGAACAUAUCUUUGGUGCUACUGAGAUAAUCCUCUUGACAGUGAUGGCCUAUGACCGCUAUGUGGCCAUCUGUAAACCCCUGCACUACAUGACCAUCAUGAACCACAGACUGUGCAUUCUCCUGGUGGGAGUGGCCUGGACUGGAGGAUUUCUCCACGCAACCAUUCAGAUCCUCUUCACAGUCUGGCUGCCCUUCUGUGGCCCCAAUGUCAUAGACCACUUCAUGUGUGACUUAUAUCCUUUGUUGAAACUUGUUUGCAUGGACACUCACAUCCUUGGUCUCUUUGUUGCUGCCAACAGUGGAUUCAUAUGCUUGUUAAACUUUAUCCUCUUGAUGAUCUCUUACGUGGUUAUCUUGCGUUCCCUAAGGACCCACAGCUUGGAGGGGAGGCGCAAAGCCCUCUCUACCUGUGUCUCUCAUAUCACAGUUGUUGUCUUAUUCUUUGUGCCCUGCAUAUUUGUGUAUCUGCGCCCAGUGACCACUCUGCCCAUAGAUAAAGCUGUGGCUGUCUUUUAUACUAUGGUGGCUCCUAUGUUAAAUCCUUUAAUUUAUACCCUUAGAAAUACUGAGGUUAAAACUGCCAUGAGGAAACUUUGGAACAAAAAAGUGACUUCUAAUGAUUAA
Molecule: messenger RNA, 927 nt
Organism: Chrysochloris asiatica (Cape golden mole)
Lineage: Eukaryota; Metazoa; Chordata; Mammalia; Afrosoricida; Chrysochloridae
Product: olfactory receptor 4C12-like
Exons: 1
Coding region: 1-927 (308 amino acids)
Biological process (GO): G protein-coupled receptor signaling pathway
Cellular component (GO): membrane
Molecular function (GO): olfactory receptor activity; G protein-coupled receptor activity
Source: RefSeq, a predicted model, not a curated record